CUCUGAGAAGUGCCGCUGUGCGGUGGGCAGCAUUCUGAGUGAAGCACCUAGCCAUGUGGUGAUGGCCACCUUCCCCUACACCACACCCCUGUCCAUCUGGCUGGCUACCCGCCGUGUCCAUCCUGCCCUGGACGCCUACAUCAAGGAGCGGAAGUUGUGUGCCCACCCACGGCUGGAGAUCUACCAGCAAGACCAGAUCUAUUUCAUGUGCCCACUGGCACGGCAGGGAGACUUCUAUGUGCCUGAGGUGAAGGAGACAGAACGGAAAUUCCGGGGCCCUGCAGAGGCCAAUGAUGCCCAGGUGGAUGGCACAGGAACUGACACGAUGAGUGACACAAGUUCUGUAAGCCUGGAGGUGGGUCCUGGCAGCCGGGAGACUUCAGCUGCCACACUGUCCCCUGGGGUGAGCAGCCGUGGCUGGGAUGAUGGUGACACCCGCAGUGAGCACAGCUACAGCGAGUCGGGUGCCAGCGGCUCCUCCUUUGAGGAGCUGGACCUGGAGGGCGAGGGACCCCUUGGGGAGGCAAGGGUCGGCCCUGAGGCUGAACCCCUUGGGGUUGCCAAGUGGCCCCGGGAGCCCAGUACCCCUGAGAAGGGCGAGGAGUAACCCACAGCCUGCACCUUCCUGUGGUGCAGUUGCUAAGGAACUGAGCAGCCUCUUCAGUCCUCUUCUUCCUCCACCUCCCGGGCUCAGGCUGGGGCCAGGGGUCUCAAGCGGACCUGACUUCUACUGCCCUGGGCCUCUGGCUAAGCCUUCUCCUCACUGCCCUCUCAGCUCCCAGAGCCAAAGGAGCCGGGACCGUUGGCACCGAGCCCCCGCGGCUGCCACCCCUGUUACAUCUUUUUUUCAGAUUCACAUUGGAGCUUCCAGGACCCAGAAUAAAGCAAAUGCUUUUCUUUGUUUUA
Globicephala melas (long-finned pilot whale) is the source of this 906-nucleotide messenger RNA. Lineage: Eukaryota; Metazoa; Chordata; Mammalia; Artiodactyla; Delphinidae. The record is from RefSeq and is a predicted model, not a curated record.